UUUGUGUGCAGGGCCGUUCUAUCUCUAAGGUCUUGGUGCUGAGAUUCAGCUCAGCUGCUGCUGCACAAAGUGUCUUUGGCAAAAUAGGCGUGACAGCUUUGUGCUGCUGUGAGCUGGGUUAGAGUGCACGCAGGUGCGGCUUCCCAGGCAGCUUCGCCUUGGUUUUCACAGUUCCUGCUACCAAAGCGCCGUGCAGGAAGCUCCCCAGCCUGCUUCUCGCACAGGUUUGACCCCCGCUGUGCCUGAACGGCACUCACCCAAACCUGGAGGACAAUUCUUCCCCGUCCUGCACAGCCCUGUGACACGUCAAUGAAUUGCUAACGAGGGCAGAGCUGGCCUUGCAGCUCCGUGUGAAGGGAGGAAGUGCCGCAGAUAGCGGCGUGGGUGGGGUGCGAUGCUGCCGCCGCACCUCCUGGCGGGUGUGAGCUGUUAUCUGCCGUCAGCUCUGCUGUAAUUACAGCUGUGAGCGAGGUGCGAGUGUCUGGUCUUCAUUAAAAUGAGAUACGGCUUCUAAAACAAUGCGCUUUCAUCGGUUUGAGUUCUCCCUGCUGGCCAGUCAGCAGCCCUGCGGUGCAGAGGUGGGCAUUUCGGCCGUGCGUUGGGGUGGCAGCUGAGGAGGCCGUGGGCAGACAGGGUUGCCCCUCUGUGCUCCACGUGGUGCGAAAGUGAAAUCAUUGGCUUUUAUUUUACAAGUAGCCGUUUUUGGCUCUGCCCGGUCCGUAGAGCUGCAAGGAGCAGAGGAGGUGAACUUUCAGCUGCGUAUCAGCAACAGCAGCGCCGUGGUUAAAUCCCGCUGUAGUUAUUUGUUGGCUCUGUUGAGGGCAGCCUUGAGCUGAUAAUAGCUUUGCUGGCAGCGAUGAUGCAGUUUAAUUACGGGAUUGUAGAGAGUGCAUUGCUCUUCUCGGGACGUGUACAUUUAGUGUGGAAUCAACGCUUGAAAUUUGCCUCUGGUCCUCUCUCAAAGCUGUGGUUCUCUUCGAGCUCUGCAAAAAUCUGGACCUAUCUGCAAUAAUUGGUGGGGGAGGGUUUCUUGUGAUGCAGGAAUCUGAACUAAUCCUCACUGAAGGGACGUGUGUGCUUUUAAUGUUUGGUUUGUGAUACGCCUGUGCUCCUUGGUGUUGUGACCUUCCUUAAGGGCUACCUGUCCUUUUGGGAACUGCCAGACAGGAUCGUUGUCAGCCUGGGAUUCAUCCUGCCACUGUAAGAGACCUCAGACACUUAUUCUUAAAUGCAAAUUAGCAAUGGCUGUGGUCACUGCGGAAAAGCAAGAAGCAAUAAACUGAAUUUUGGGUGAAACUGUUGGAAGUGAGAGAAAGCUGUCAGGAAGGCUGAAGUGCUGGUGAUGUGCGUUUGGAGGUGAUGGGGCAUUUUUGAAGGUAACAGUGGAUGAGCAUUGGCUGGAUGAAGGAGCAUGUGUGGUGUGCCCAGCCCUGCCUGGCUGUGCUGGGUUGCUGUGCAGGGUCUCUCCAAGUCCCCUGAGGCCCUGUGUCCCUACGACCCCAGUCACCAUACUGAUCCUGGCACUGAUCCUGGCACUGGUUCCCAUUGGAUGGAAUUAGCACAGACAAGCCAAAUGCACUGAGCUUAAGCUCAGAAAUGCAAAUGUAGCCUUAAAAUAGGUUUGAAUAAAGAUUUUAGCUUCAGGGCUUUUCCCUGUGGUCAGGCUGUUUGGAAGCAUAUUGCAGUCUGGCUUUGAGUGGCUCCUUUUGGGGAAAUGUCUGUUAGUUACCUCUCCAAACAAGUGUUUUAACUUCGUCAGCUGUUUCUCACCCAUCAGAACACUGAAUUGUUUUUAUGAAGCCAAAAAGACAAACUUAGAAAGGUUUUAUGAACGUCCCAUUGGAACCUUUUGCCAGUCAUGGUGUGUGAAUGUUUCCUGUUCUUUAAAUCGUGUCUGCCUUGCAGCUAGCACGCUCUGCUGGAAGGCCCUGGAAGAGGAACCGUGGGAUAGAGGUUGCUUUGGAUCGCUACAAAAACAGCAAGCUCCCAGCUUCGGGUGGAUGCUGCUCUGCUGUCUUCUCCUUCCUGCUGUAAAGAAUGACUUCCACUCAACUGCAGCUCUGAAUUGAGCUGUAUGCUUGGAAUUUGAUGUAAUCAAGGCUUACUCAACUAGAGAUGGUUGUCUCAAGCCAAGAGGGAAACCACAUCUGUCAUGAAAGUAAGCAGUAUAGUUCCUUAGAAGUCCAUAUUUUCUUCUAGCACUCAUUUUCUUCUUCAACUGUUGGAGAGUCAAUUUGACAGCUUCCUCAGCAUCAGCCUUUGGCCAUAGGAUCAUUCUUGACGAUGCUCAGCAGAGGCUUCCACCAUCCUGGCCUUUAAUUCCCGCUGAGCAGUUGCUGCUGCUUACGAUCUCGUAACUCUAUUGCCAGAGCUAUGUGAGCAGAAAGCUGCCCAGCUGUCAUUCAGGUUUCUGCAGUGUAGCACCUGCAUGGUGAAACCAAUAUGAGUUCCUAGCUGGCAUCUGAUGCUUUCUGCCUUGGAGCAUAAGGUGGGAAGCUCUGCACGUGACUCAGAGAGCCGUACAGAAGGGGUUGAUGGCUUCAUCUGACAGCACUGAGGAGGACAGAGCCUGGGCACCGUGACCUCACAGCAGUACUGACUGCAGGUGAACCUGUGCUGCUUUGCCUUGUUGGGGUGGGGCUGUGUUGGCUGGGCCUGGAAGAGUUUGGGCUUGGUGCAAACUGAGGACAGCCAAGCCAAGUCCUGGGGUUUUUCUGCUGCUACAAAAGAUGUAGGGAGCUGCAUCCCCCUGUAGAAACGACUGAAUGCCAAAUAAUGCCUGAGUAACAGUGCCUGAGUCUAUAGAAGCAUCUGUGUUCCUCUGGCUUGAGAGGCUUUGCUUUUUCUGUAUAAAUCGCUUUCUUGUGUCUUGGAAGUGGUCUAUCAAAAUUAAACCUCACCGAGCACAACUGUCCUAUUAAAAAUGAGAUACUGACGUAUUCUGAAUAACAGCUGAGUAGGGCUAUUUAGGAUUCUUAUAUACCAUCUGCAUUUGCUUAAAGCAAAUUCUGCUUUGCUUCCUGAUAGUACUAGAUAGAUAUAGAAUCAUAGAAUCGCGAGGUCGGAAAGGACCUGCAAGAUCAUCCAGUCCAACCAUCCUUCUUCUGUGACACGUGAAAUCUGGAGGGAAAAAACCAACAAAGAGCUGGCAGUGCUUCAGUGCACGGUGGGUGGUGGUACUGCUGUGCUCGAGUGUUCAGCCUUGCAGGCACCAAGUUUGGGAAUGGGGCUCUGAGCACCUGGUGGAGCUCCGGAUGCCCCUGCUCAGUGCAGGGAGUUGGACCAGAUGGCCUUUAAGGUCCAUUCUAACGCCAUCGAUUUUGAUUUAAGCCUUAUUGCUACCUGCAGCAUCUUGUUGUCAGCCACAGCCGCGAGAGGGAGCCUGGCUGCGAGCACAGCUCUGUAGGGAUAGAGAACAAAAGAUAAACGGAGAGACGCUGGUAUUUCAGCGUGGUCGCAGCGCGUCUUACGAAGUGUUCCCAGGAAGUUUUGUGUUUGCAGUUAAUUUCUCUAUCAGCCAUCUGGGGUUGCACUGUGACACUGGGAGACUUUUUGUGGGAGAUCAGGGGUUGUCGCUCCUCCAGGUGACUGUCAUUGUGUCACGGUGUCAUCGCUGUGCUGGCACCGCCCGGGGUGACGCUGCUCAGCGCUCCCUUACGCUCAGCACGGCACCUUCUGGGGAGAAGUGGGGCAAACUGGAGCGAGAAGUGUUGCUGCAGUGUCACCUUCUGGUGGCAAAGCACAGGUGGCUCAUAGCUGAUGAUCCUGCACCUAAAGCACAGAAUUAACAAUGCGACCACUUCUAUUUCCUGGCAAUGACUUCUGAGAGUAACAUCAAACUAUUUUGCUGUUGCUGAGCUAGCGAAGUUUGAUGGAAAUGCAAACACAUCAUUACUGUGCUCAAUCCAUAGGGUGGUUCUGGGUCAGAAGUUUCAGGAAGGGCAGAUCUUUUGGCUGAGUCGAUUGAGAUGUGCUCAAACCAAAAUGACUUGUGGCAUCAGUGAGAAAGAAUUGUCUUUGUUAAAGAGUUAAGGAGCUUCUCUUAGUCAGGGCCAGUUGUUGGUGCUUUUCAGCCCUGUCAGACGACUGUACUCUUCUCCCAACAACAAAUUGAUGAGGUGUUUGUGUAUAACAGCACUCACUGGCAGCUGCCUGCUGAGUUAGCCUGGAGAAAAGCCUUUCCUUUUGCUUCCUCUUUCUUCCCCUGCCCGCAUGGGUCCCCAGCUGCCACCAGCAGCAAUCCAGGAACUGGCAGUCCAGGAAUCCUUCCCUGGAGCUGGGAAGGUCCUUGCUGGCAGGAGGUGGCUGUGCUCGCACACGGAGUCAGCACAGCAGCAGGAGGGGGUUUGCCUGGACCUCCUGUCCCAGUAUUUCUCUGUCCUGCAGUUAUAGGGUCAUGGCUUAUGUGCCUGGGACACAACUCAGAGCUUUCAGAUGGUAUUGGGAUAAGGCCCAAGCUCUGCUCUGCAUCCCCAAGAAGGGCUCCACAGGGUUUGGUUCAGCACGAAGCAUUUUGGGGGCUCAGGUGAGCUCCCCCAGUGCUGCUGGCCGGCUGGUUGCUUGCAGUGAGGCAGAGCAAAGCACAGUGCUGCUCAGCCACUUUUGCAGCAGAACCCUUUCUCCUGACCCAGCUGUGUGAUUCCUGCCCUCGCUUCGCCUUCCCAUUUCUCACCAGUAUCUGUAAAACUCUGUGUUACUGGCCUCUGUGCCAGCCCCAUCAGCACGCAGCGUCGGUGCUCAGCCUUCUCCCAUAGCAAGAGACGCACAGUUCACAGGGGGAAGAAUCCUCCAGCACAGCGAUGCCGUUCAGCCCUCUCUCAGGCAUUCCGUGCCCUUGCUGCAGCCUCCCCUGCCCAUCUGUGCGUGCAGCCCUGCACCCAGCUGUGGGGAGGAUGCAGUGUGAGCGAGCAGAGGGGGCUCUCUGCCCUGCACGCCGCUCGCAGCAAUAGGGCUCUGCGCCCGCCUGGCUCCAGGAUGCUGCAUCUGAAGGUCCAGUUCCUGGAUGACUCCCAGAAGAUCUUUGUAGUGGACGUAAGUGUGUCUUAUAGAGUCUUAUAGAGAAAGAGGAAUGGCUUUUGCUUCUCUGGUGUUAUCCUUUGGAUACUGGGGAAGGUGAGGUGAUGCUCUGGGCGGGGGUGGGGUGCUCUUGUUUCUCUGGCUGCUGUGUUAGCAUCCAGCAAGCAAAAAUAAGUCUGAGAACAGCAUGAAAAUUGCAGCUUGAACCACACAACCUGUGGUGAGAAACGUCUGUGUGCAUCUCUCCUUAGGCAUCGGGAUGAAAAAGACAAGCAUGUGGUUUUGGGAAUAGCUAAGGAACAAGCUGACUGUAUCUUGUUUUUACAUGGCAGUGUCCCAAGGCACGCUGUCACUGAUAAUUCACAGGUAAUGAGUAUCAGCUCUGAAUAUCCACUGCUGGAAUACUUUUUAUAUGUCACACAUUGAUCUCAGAGGUGUUGGAUUGGGGUGUGUGUGUACAUGGAUGACUGAAACUGAAGGUGAUCGAUGCCCUGUCUGUGUGCUGGAAGUGGGACUGAGCUGUUGGUUGGGCUUUGUUAAUCACAGCAGCUGAUUGAAUGAGAUAAUCCAAGUGAAUCUGUUCUAACCUUUACCUGCAUCCAUUAUGGGACUGCUGUGUUUAAUAUGAAAUUCAUUUCUUAAUGUUCUGUUGCAGUUCUUAGGCUCUUGUGUUCCCUUUAUAGACCACUGCUCAGUCUCGAUGCGCUGUUCGGUUGCUUUGUGACAGCGAUUCUGCACAAAGAGGGUUGCAAAGUAAUUCCAUCAUUUGGGAUGACAUGGAGGUCGUCUGAUUUGGUUUCUUUGAUGCAUUUUAGACCUGAGUUUUUCUUAAAAAUGAGAGUGGUCACUUACAGAUGUUUGCCAGGGAUUCGUAUUGAUUAGAUCACGGCACUGUGAGAGACCAUUGGAAAGAUGCUGCUGUUACAAUAUUGCUGCAUGUUAUCCAUCUCUGCUCUCUUCUUUGCUCAAAACAGUCCUGUGCCUCUGCUCACUAUAGUGCAACAAAUAGGUUCCAUUAGAGGGACUCGAAGCCAUUUCCUUUUUUAGCGUGGUAGGGUCCUGGAAAUCCCUUUGGGGCACUUUGUGUGUUUCAUGCUGUGUGGUUCAGAUGAAUGAGAACUGGAUUAGAGACUUCUCCAUUAGAAAGAGACCGCUUUGGGCUAAGUCUUGAGCACGCAUUUGGAGACACUCAUCCUAAGCCCUUCCCGAGUUUGGAAAGCUUUUUUUAAUGGAGAGCACUUCAGUAUAAUGGGAGGAGAAGGACAGCAGAGAAAAAACAUGGCAGGGCCUGGUUACAAAUCAGCGUAACACAGCGCUCCGGGGCAGGGGAAGGUAUCAGUGAGUGGGUGCCUGGCUCUGGGUGGGCACAGGGCUGCUCUGCUGCUUGCAACACUGCGAAGGAGAGCGACCACAGCCUCUCCUUCCCACCAUCCCCACCGUUGUGCCCUGCAGCAGCCCCACAGGCAGCACCGAGGGCACAUUUAGGGGACGUGGGCUGCAGCCCAGCCCUGUGCAGCAGCUGUGUGCAAUGCAUGCAGCCCAGCCAGCAGCUCGCUGCCCACACACGGGUGGGGAGCAACCGGCUGGGACGUGCCCGCCUUCCCCGCACGCCUGACAAAGGCCAAAGCCUUUCAUGCUGGAAAAUUCUAGCUUAGAAAUCAACCAUUAUAAUUGUUUUUAAUUAGCCUUGCGAUCUUGUAAUUUCAAGGAGAACCGGGUGUGCUGCAGAGCAAAUGCUGUUAUUAGGCUAUCACUGUGCAGCAGGCUGACAGUGCAGAGCUGGCAGCGGCUGUGACAGGUGCUCAUUACCGAGCCCUGAGCCACCCACAGCACCCCCCCGAACCCUGAGCUUCCCCUGUGCCGACCUGUCUGUGUUCCUGGUGUCUCUGCCCAAGUUAGUAACUUAGGAAUUGAGUUUUUGCUGGUUUUUCUCUCUGCCCUGUUUAGUUUUGGUGCUUUCUGGCCUCCCGUGUCACAGCAUGGUGCUACUUCAUUAGCACUUUGCUGACCCAGGGUGCAGGAUCUCUGCAGGCUCUGGUGUUGUUAAUUACCACUAAUUGCAGCUUAUCGUGCCUAGCUGUGGGGCAGCCAGGUAGUGUCUGUCUGCAGCUCCAAUCCCAACAGCGGUGACUGCAACGGGUGUCCCGAGACUGAGAGAUCUCUCCCGGUUUAUCAAGCUCCUAAAGAAAGGUGAGAAGUGAUGGGGAGAAAUCUGAUCUCCACGAGCCAAGCUAAGUGGCAUAAAGCUGCAAUCGUCCCAUCCCAUCUAACAAAGACAUUUACUGAGUAAGGUUUUGCUGUGGCACAGUAACAAAGCAACCCACAGCCCACCUCAGCGGAAGGGAAGGGGAUGAACAACUUCCCAACCUCCCUGAAUCCCCCUCCCCCAUGCUGUCAGCACUGCUAACCUGUUGCUUCUCCAUGUAUUUGCUCACCAGCAAAAGUCCUGCGGGAAGGGGCUGUUCAACCUCACCUGCAGCCACCUCAACCUGGUGGAGAAGGAAUACUUCGGGCUGGAGUUCUGCACCCAGGCUGGGAACCACGUCUGGUUGGAGCCUCUAAAGCCCAUAACAAAGCAGAUUAAAAGUAAGUAUUGCCAGAAUUAGGUUCUUCUCAAUCAUUGUGGAGCCAGACAGCACUGCACUCUGCUGUCCUUUGUGCUUGGGGAUGGGAGCUCUGCCUUCUGGCGUUUACCUGCCCUCCCUUAAUGGGUUGAGGCUGGGCAGGGUUGUUUGCAAAGACACAUGAACCCUUGCAGGAAUGUUUCUGCAAAGUGCUAGCUGCAUGUUUUAGGCUUGAGCUGUUCAUAUCCCAACAGCUGGGGUAGCUGUGUGUGUGCACUGCUGUGCUGGCAGAGCAGUGGGGAUCGUUUUCUGAAUGCCCUCCUUUCCCAUCUGCAGCUCUUUGCAGCCCAGGUGCCCAGCCGUAAGGCAUUCAGCACGCGGUGACCCCGCUCCCUCCCAUACCCAAGGCCCCACUGCUGCAUGGUGAUGCUGCACAGCCUGACCUGAAUGCAUGAGCAGUGCUAACACAGCCCCUCCUUCAGCCUGUUCCUGCCCCUGCAAUGAACCAAAUAUUUGCUACAAAUACACGUUGGUUAGGAGGUGGUCAAAAGCACAGGGCCAUGCAUGACCCUGUGCUUCUAUCGGGAGUCCUGGAGCUGUCCUGCAGUGGCUCUCUUGGUGCCCACAGAGUUGGCUUCAUACCUCCAAAUGCUUUGCCUUGGGUUUGGCUUGCUCUUGCUUGUCUCACAGAACAACUCUGCCCAGUUGGAAUCCCCUGAAGCUGGUGCAUCCCAAGGGCUCAAAGGGCCAGGGAAACCCCAUGGAUUUUGCUGAGGGUUUAACAUGCAGCCCCAAUGGCAGCUGCACCACUCCAGGGCAACACCCAGAGCAUUGCUCCCGCAGGAACCCCUUCCUGGUGCAGAAAUCCCCUUCCUGACCCUUAACAAUUUCAAGUGAUUUGGGGUCAUGUUUUCUGUAAUGCUAUUGAGGAGUUCACCUCCUUGUUUAUUUCCAUCCAUGGUGGUGGGGUCUGGGCAGGAUGGUGGCCCUAGCGCUCAGAGCUUCUGCUCCAGACCUGUAAGGGGCAGAGUAACAUAAGGAGAGGUGUGUGUGAAGAGAGUUGUGAAUGUUCUCCAGAGCCACGUGAAAGAAAACUUAUGAAGGUGUUGUGUUUUAAGAUCCUAAGGAGGUUCUUUUCAAAUUUAUGGUGAAAUUUUUCCCAGUGGACCCCGGACACCUGCGAGAGGAGCUGACGAGGUACCGUGUUUGUUCUGUGCUCCCUCACUGUCCUGUCACCUUGUUUCUGCAGUCACUACGCAUGUGUUUAUUUCCUUACCAUCAUCCAACCCAACCUGUCUGUUUGCUGUGGUAAUCCCAAAUAUUGACAGAGCCCCGUGCUGUACAAAACAAGGCGCCAAUGCGUAUCUUUUCUCGAUGCUCUGUUCUUAUACAAAAUCCACUCGAUGGCAAUGCAAUGUGCUCGCUGCCAAAUGUCUGAGCAGUUGGGCUCUCAGUCGUCUGGCUCUUGCCUCAAGCUGUGUUCUGAAAGAAGAACCUCCAUUUUAUUUUUGAUAUGGACAGGGCGAGCUCUUAAGUUUCACAGAAAGCACUGCAAACAGGAACUAAGGAUAAAACCAAUGCAGUGCUUCUGCGGAACAUUAGCCCCGAGAGACACAGAUGCCCUCCGAAGCAUAAAGGAGUGUUAGCUCUGAAACCUACUAAUGGCCAUAUGAGCAGUGGGGGCACACUGCUCAAGGUGUCCCCAGAUGGAUCCUCCUUGGGGGGCCUGCAUGCUCCUCCCAUGCUCCCCCCUCCAGCCCUCCAUCCUUUGGGCAGGGGCACAGGUGCACCUGGCUCUGUGUCCCAUAGAAAUAUCCAUGCUCAGGGCAGUUCCUGUCCCUCCUGCAGGUACCUCUUCACCCUGCAGAUCAAGAAGGACCUGGCACUGGCGAGGCUGCCCUGCAGUGACAAGAGUGCAGCGCUGCUCGUCUCCCACCUGCUACAGUCCGAGCUGGGUGACUUCCACGAGGAGACAGACCAGCAGCACCUGGCCACGCACAGGUACCUGCCCAACCAGGAGUACCUGGACAACAAGAUCAUGCACUACCACCGGCGGCACAGGGGGAAGACGCCGGCUGAGUCAGAUGCCCAGCUGCUGGAUGUGGCCAGGAAGCUGGAGAUGUAUGGGAUUCGCCCACACCCUGCCAGCGACGGCGAGGGAACGCAGAUCAACCUGGCGGUGACACACAUGGGGGUGCUGGUGCUGCGGGGCAAUACGAAGAUUAACACGUUCAACUGGUCCAAAAUUCGCAAACUGAGCUUCAAGAGGAAGCAUUUUCUCAUCAAGCUCCAUGCAAACAUUGCUACUCUGUGCAAGGACACGUUGGAGUUCACUAUGGCGAGCAGGGAUGCCUGCAAGGCUUUCUGGAAGACAUGCGUGGAGUACCAUGCCUUCUUCCGGCUGUCUGAGGAGCCCAAGUCAAAGCCCAAAGCCCUUCUGUGCAGCAAGGGCUCGAGUUUCCGCUACAGUGGGAGGACACAGAGGCAGCUGCUGGAGCACGGGAAGAAGGCAAAGAUGAAAAGCUUACCCUUCGAGAGGAAGCACUAUGCGUCCCACUAUGAUGAGAGGCAGUGCCGCUCCUCCCCGGACCUCCUGACGGAUGUGUCCAAGCAGGUGGAGGAGCUGCGCUUGGCCUAUGGCAGCUGCGGCUCCUUCCGCACCACCAGUGGGGUGCACACCUCCGAGCCCACGCUGGACAGCCGCCACAGCGGAUCUGCCACAGCAAUGAUGUUUGCUGCUGAGCUGGAGCGCUCCAGGCCCGAAGUGAUCCCAGCCUUCCUGCCCCACUCCAAAAGCAGCUCCGCCUUCCCCCUGCUUUACACCCAGCUGGAGCUGGAGCGGGCGUGGGAGCCCACCGACCCCUUCAGCAGCAGGAACCCCUUGACGUCCUUCCACCCCCACCACAAGUUUGCUGGGAGCAGCAGAAGCCCCUCAGUGGGCAACAUGCGGGAGGUCAGCGUCAGGCCGCUGGUGUACAUGGACGUGCCGUGCCCUCCGCUGCCACCCGCCCCGGCCUCCCAGCUCCUCUUCUAUGUAGACAGGCCACCGCCGCCCCCAUGCCUUGCGCCCAGCGAGGAGGCAGAGGGAGCGGCCGGUGGGUGCAUCCCCGUGGCCACAAAAACGGCCAACUGGGGUCCCGGCAGCACCUGGAUGGGGGAACUGCAGCACGAAGCCUCGCACAGGGCUGUGGGUGCCAGCGUGGGCCCAGCCAGGGAGAGAAGGCAGCCGGCUCGCUCCUUCGAUUACAGCCUUCAGGAGCAGCCUCCCAAGCGCUCCUGGAGUCAGUCGGACAUGAAAGCCAUCCGCUUCCCCUACAGCUCUGAGUUCAGGCCCCUGGGUCCGUGCCCAGCCCUGAGCAGCCGGCAGGCCGGCAUGCUGCAGCACGUGCUGGCCCAGCAGCGUGCAGUGCCAGGGCUGCGGCGUGCUGAGCGCUACGUGGGCAGCAGCACCGAGUCCAGCGACUCCGAUUGCGACCUCCUGGCUGCUGACUACUGCUCCCUGUAUGGCAGAGUGCUGCGGGCACCCAGGGCCCGUGUGCGGCUGUCCUCGGGCAGCCUGCAGCUGGAGGAGGAGGAGGAUGAAGAGGUGUCCUUGGCCACCGGUGCUGCUGAAGAGAGGACUUGCAGGGGGGCCUCCAGGUAUUUCACGUAGGUGCCUCUUGCCUGCCAAAAGGAGAGGCCGGGCAGAGCCAAGGCUGCUGAAGGAUCACAGUCCUGCUUGUUGUUUGUGAAACAAGGUGGUUGGCUUGUAUUGUGUGAGUGAUGUUAGUUGUAGAGGAUGUGUUAACAGAUAGCUGAGGGCGUCCAGAAGUACCCAUCUCCUGUGGCACACAAGGAAGAUGGCACAUUGCUGUCACCAGGUUGUUCCCAUGCUGGGGAUCCAACACCACACAGAAGGGCUAAGGCUCUCCCAAAGCCCCACAGCCACCAUUUCCAGUCCUCGCAAGGCUGGCUCAGAGCUCAGCCCCUGCUGUCAUUAUCAGUACAUCAUCACACUGGGUGGAAAGGAAAAGGCAGCUGCAUCCCCUCAAAGUUCAUAAACAUCUUGUUUUCCCAGCCCUGGGGAAGCACACGCUUCCCCAUCUGAGGGGAGCAGCAUGGGCACAGAGCUGCCACUGUCCCAGCAUAGAGCUUGCCUGCUACCUCACCUUGCAGUCAUGCUCCCAGCCCUUGAGAGCAGCUGCACACAUUUUUUUUUUCUUUUUUCCUGUGUAAUAAAAAGACCAUUACCCUACAACUACAGGCCAUCUGCCAACAGGAGAAUGGUGCUACAGAGGUACGAUGUUAGAGGAAGAUCUUUCUACUUUUUGUUUGAUUUUUAAUAACUCCAUGAGGCUGUAGGACAUGACUACAAUAGGGACAGUAUAUCUGUGAGAUACUGGAAUGGAUUUCAGGAACACAGGAGCUGAAGCAAGGACCAAAUAGAUUAAAUACAAAGAACAAGGUUUAUGGUUACUGUCUCACACUGAGCGUCAUUGUCUUUUGUUUUAGAAGCUGGACAAUAAAAAGCAGUUGUUCACAGCUGAAA
This is a messenger RNA of Tympanuchus pallidicinctus (lesser prairie-chicken), 12108 nucleotides long. RefSeq names its product FERM domain containing 7 (gene FRMD7). The record is from RefSeq and is a predicted model, not a curated record. The transcript is spliced from 10 exons. Gene Ontology annotation, molecular function: guanyl-nucleotide exchange factor activity. Gene Ontology annotation, cellular component: cytoskeleton. The coding region runs from base 9250 to 11232 and encodes 660 amino acids. NCBI's taxonomy places the organism in Eukaryota, Metazoa, Chordata, Aves, Galliformes, Phasianidae.